This is a messenger RNA of Loxodonta africana (African savanna elephant), 729 nucleotides long. RefSeq names its product gastrokine 1 (gene GKN1). NCBI's taxonomy places the organism in Eukaryota, Metazoa, Chordata, Mammalia, Proboscidea, Elephantidae. The record is from RefSeq and is a predicted model, not a curated record. The transcript has 7 exons. Gene Ontology annotation, biological process: regulation of cell population proliferation. The coding region runs from base 1 to 729 and encodes 242 amino acids.
AUGAAGUUCACAAUACUCAUUGCCGGACUUCUUGGAGUCUUCCUAGCUCCUGCCCUUGCUGAUUAUAAUAUCAACAUCAGUGACGAAGGCAACAGUGUUGGAAGUGGGCAGCAAUCAGUGAGUGUCAACAAUGAACAUAACGUGGCCAACGUGGACAACAACAAUGGAUGGGACUCCUGGAAUUCCAUCUGGGAUUAUGGAACUGGCUUUGCUGCAACCAGACUCUUUGCCAAGAAGCUCUGCAUUGUACAUGAAAUAAACAAGGAGGCUGUGCCCCCCAUUCAUGUCCUCGAUGCCCUGGUCAAGGAAAAGAAGCUUCAAGGAAAAGGACCAGGAGGACCUCCUCCCAAGAGCCUGGUGUACUCAGUUAACCCUAACCAAGUCGAUGAUCUGAACAAGUUUGGAAAAUCCAUCACUAACAUGUGCAGAAAGAUUCCAACAUACCUGGCUGAGGAGAUUCGAGGAGGUAACUCGUGUCUAAAGGACCUUCCUGGUUACCCUCGCUUCCUUCCACCCGGAGCGGGAACCCGGACAUGCCUCGCUGAGCCUGGGAGCUGCCAGCACUUUCGGAGUGGCAGCUGCUGCUGUGCUACUAGCAAGAGGCUUGGCUCUGAUACUAAAACCUGGAUACUCAAAAGAGGACUACAUGAUGGGCAGAACAUAGACAGUCGCAAGCUGCACUUAGCUCUGGGGCUUACAGACACACAGAUUUUUAAGCAAGUGACUUGA